UGUAUUUUUUUAAUAUUUUUUAUGUAAUAUUAAAAAUUAAGUGUAGUAUUUAAAUAUAAUUAAAAAAAUUGAUUCAAUCUAAUUACUAAUUUAGUUGGAUUAGAUUAUAUUUGGAGAAUUACUUUAUAUAAUUUUUUUUUUGAACUUUUUCUUUUUUAUAAAUUUACGGUUUGAGUUUUGAAAGUGGUUACAGCUCUAGUUGUAAUAGGAUUUCUAUACGAGUUUUUGUUACAAUUUAGGUUGCAGCGCUAGUUGCAAUAAAGAAUUUCUAUGUAGAAUUUUGUAAAAAUGCAAAAAAAAAAAAUAUUUUAAAGUGUAAAAAUAAAAAAACCCCAUUAUAUUUUAAAUAAUUUUCCAAAUUCCUACUCCUAUAAUCUUCAUACUGUUUCAUUUCGAACUUUCUCCCACUAAAUUUUGCUGUUGAAGACUUUUUCUCUCUGGAACACUCUGGUAGGUAUGAGAACCCUCUUCUCUUUUGAUCGUGUUUUGGUCCCUGAUAUGGGGAUUUGGUCCACCCAUACUGUUCAUGUGGUGGUUUUCCUUCUCAGUGUUUGUCGAUUAGGUGUCUUCUAGUAAUUAAUAUGGGUAUUAAUUUCUCUGAGUCUCUGGGUGUUUCUCUCUCCAAUCCCAUUUGUUUUAUCUGGAACAUUUAUUGCAUUUGGUAUCAUUUCCUCCUUCUCGUCUUCUCCGAUAGUCAUUUCUCAUUAAGUUUCUGCCAUUUUUGCAUUAAAAACUAUCUUUUCACCUUCUAUUUUGCCAUUGGAAACUGUAAGACGGAAGCGGACGAAGAUCAUCAAAAUCUUUCCCUAAUGAGGGCUACUUCGGCUAAUGCUAGGGUUAUGAUUGUGGAUUCCUCAAAAGUCAUUUCUAGAGGAUAUUGGUUUUAUCUAUAUAAGGCAAGAACCAGUAUAUGGAUGCUCAGCAAAAAAUUCAGCAGAAUCGUGUGUUGGAUCAGGUUUCAAAUAGGGAUUCGGCGGGUGCUUCUGAUUCUUAUUUACAGGUUUUUACUGAUGCUGCCAUUGAUGUUCGUGGUCAAAAGCAUAGUUAUGGUAUUGUGGUGGCUGAUGAGUCUGGUGUUGUCAAAGCUGGUGUGGCUAAACCCUGUAUUGGAAGUAUCCCUGCUGUUAUGGCAGAAGCUAAGGCCAUUUAUCAUGCUCUUUUUUGGGUACAGCUACUUCAUCUUCCAGUGGAUACUUUAAAGACAGAUUGUAAAACUAUUGUAGAUAAACUUAAUUCUUGUAAUUGGAAUGCUAGUCCUCUGGAUGAUGUCUUAGUAGGUAUUAAAAACUUGUUAUCUUUCAGUCCUAACCUGCGAAUUGAACAUGUGUAUCGAGAGUCUAAUCAAUUGGCUCAUUGGGUUGCAAAAUUUGGGUUAGGACUAGAUAAUGAGAUUGUGUGGAAUGGUUCUUUGUCGUCCAUUUAACUUGGUUGUAUGCUUUGUACUGUCUAGUUUUAUUUAUUGAAGCACAAGUUAUUUUCAAAAAAAAAAAAAAAAAUUUUGCUGUUGAAG
This is a messenger RNA of Cannabis sativa, 1510 nucleotides long. RefSeq lists its product as uncharacterized. Gene Ontology annotation, molecular function: nucleic acid binding; RNA-DNA hybrid ribonuclease activity. NCBI's taxonomy places the organism in Eukaryota, Viridiplantae, Streptophyta, Magnoliopsida, Rosales, Cannabaceae. The coding region runs from base 911 to 1423 and encodes 170 amino acids. The transcript is spliced from 2 exons. The record is from RefSeq and is a predicted model, not a curated record.